AGAGGAGGAGUCGCUUCGUCAACUGUUGGCCUCUCGAGUCUAAUCUGGAUUAGAGUUUCCAGUCUAGUCUGCAGCCAGGACUCCUAAUAAUCACAUUAUUCUGUAUUGAGUUGACGCCUCCUGCAGCAGGAAGGGAAGGAAUAAACGAUGUCAAGCGGUGGCAACGUCGCCGGCGCGUUUAUCUUAAAGCUGAACGGUUUAUUUCUAUGCAAAAUGUUUUAAAGGAGUUUGGCACGACGUAGAUUUGCGACAUUCAUUCAACGAGUAAAGUUGAAUGAAUGAUUUGUUUGUCGGUGGAUGGUGUCCGCAUCCUCCGUGUGCAGCGCACCGGGCUCUGCAGCAUCCACACCGAGCACUGCAGCCUGCACCUGAAGCACAUUUCUGCACAGACACUGAUAUCACAGGAGCAGCCGGGGCAAACAUGCUGGAAUCAGCAUCCAACAUGAUGGACUAUGAGCAACCCAGCAAGUCUACCAGCUCUAGUGCCAUGCUUCAUGUCUUCUGGGACUGCUGCGCCAUUUUGUUGACCACAUUCUCACAGUAGCACCUUGUUGACAGGCUGCAAUGGAGGAGAGCAAGCUCAUCUUCAGCCUGGACCGCCAUGAUGAAGGUCCCAUUGUGGCUUUUUCCAAAGAUAAACCACAAGGCAGGGAGAGCCAGCCUGACCUCACCCUCGGGAUGGAUUUGGACCUGAGCCAAGGCCACCGCUCUCAGCCCCCCUACUUGACUCACUCUCCUUCAUCCCCGGGCUCUUUAGCUGAUCUAUCAGCAUCAUCAGCAGACUUGCUCGUCACCAUCAACCUUGUCAAAUCCUCCUCCACAGACCUCGACCCGAGCGAGAGCAGCUCUCUACGAGGCAAACCUCUGCUCAGCCUGGUCAAGUCCCUGAGCACAGAGAUUUCCCGCCGGGUUGAGCCGGAGGUCAACCUCUCCAAAUCAGACUCGAAGCUGCAUUUACAUCCCUGGAAGCAGCCCACCCAUCCAAAGAUCCCAGAGGCCAGGCCUGAAGCUGGAGAACUGAGUGAGAAUGACGACUGGGUAUCACCUCUUUCCACAGGGAGUAUACCUCUCGCUGAACCCCGGAGCAGCUCGCUGAUCGCCGAGUUCGAGGACACACGGAGGAGGUUCUCUGAGGCCAUGCAGGAUCCACUGAGCAUGCUGAGUAAGAUCAUGGGGGACGAAAGCUCAGGCAGCCCCAAGCAGGGGAGGGCUGCUGCUGCUGCUGCUGCUGCUGUUGGAGACUCACCUGCUUCCCAAGGCAGCUGUGGAAAAGAUGUGGUCAGUGAAGAUGUGGAGCUUAAGUGCCGGAAGAGAACUGAUGGUGAACAUAGGUGUGUGUCUGACACGCCAUUGAGAAGAAUCCAACAGGGCUCCUUAAUAAAGUCCACCACCUCCCCAGAACGCCACAGCAGAGACAACAAUUACGAAAUCCGCACUUAUGGAGAUAUGAUUCAGGUGGUGGAGCUCCAGAAUGGAUCCAGAGGGACUCAUCAUAGAACUUACCCCCAGUCUCGAGUCACAGUGCCAGGCUCAUCACUGCCUCUUUACUGGCUCCUCCCUGUGGGUCUUCUAGCCUAUGGUUUCUUUGUGUUACCCCUGCCCUCCUAUAUGACAGGUCUGUCUGUGGGGAUUGCAUGUGGCUUCAUGUUGGGCCUGGUGGUGGUGUUUAUGUUUGCCCCGCGUAGCAACAAGGGUUCUCGUUUGAAAAGAACCAGACCCCUGAAUAUGGAGCCGCUGGACGGGGAGCUCACAGAUCCACAAAUCCUGGAGGGCUGGAUGAAUGAGACGCACAGCUACGACCCUGAGACUUUCCACCCCUCCAUCACACAGUCUGUCCAUGUCACCCUGGAAGGCAGCCAGCUGCGCCUGGCAUACCCACGUGCCAAUAUCUCCCGGUGGGCAGGGUUCGACGAAACGGCCCAUGAGGCUUCAUUUUUGCGUUCACGCACUUACCAGCUGGCUAACUGUAAGGUGUCCCUGUUGCCGCCUGGUUUGGCUCGCAAGAGGGUGUGGAACAAGAAAUACCCCAUCUGUAUCACUCUGGCUGAAGGGGAGGUAGGGGAGGAGAGUGUGGCUGAAGGGCAGGAGGAGGAAGAAAGGGCAGAGAGACAUAUCGUCCCCGACCAGCAGCUUCCUGUCACCCUGCACCUGUUUGGCCGCACAGGGAGAGAGAAGGAGGAGUGGUUCCAGCAGUUCCUGUCUGCCUCCCGGGCUGGAGCCCAGAAAGAAAGUGUGAGCGGGGAGGAGAACACAGAAACACCAUGCAGUGGAGACGCUGUUAAAGGAAGCACAGAGGAGCUGCACGACUUGCCCGGAGCUAUGAAAACAAGAACGCUAUUGGACUACAGCAACUACAUGACUCAACUUAUUGUCUCACAGAGUUACAAUCCCACCCCCAGCCCCUGCCAUAAUGAGAUGGGAAGCCCCACAACCCACAGGAAGAUUCACAAUGAAGAGCAUGGAUCUGGAGGUCAAGCUGGAAUUGAGCCCAGCUCAGGUUCAGGAACAGGGGGAUGCUCUGCAGAGGGUCAGCCCACAUGGGUGAACUCCCUGGUGGGGAGAAUCUUCUGGGACUUUCUCCAAGAGACGUACUGGACGGAUCAGGUGGCACACAAGAUCCAGAAGAAACUCAGCAAGAUAAAGUUGCCAUACUUUAUGAAUGAGCUGACACUGGCUGAUCUGGACAUGGGCACAUGUCUGCCUCAAGUCCUCAGCACCUCCAAACCUACACUGGACCGCAGAGGCUUGUGGCUGGAGCUGGAGUUGGUGUACACAGGUUGCCUUCAGAUGACCCUGGAGACUAAGAUGAACCUGUGCAAGCUGGGUAAAGAUGGAGAGGACGAAGCUCACAGCGUUCCAGACACCCAGCAAGUUGGCUCUAAGCCCAGACUGUGUAUACUGGCCGAUAGUGAUGAAGAGUCAUCCAGCGCAGGCUCGUCUGAUGAAGAGGAAGUCCCCCUCUCUGAGCCACAGGGGUUGGUGGGUGAUAAGAGCACAGCAGUAGCAGCUGAAGGGCACACCGGUGGCAGCACAAGUAGGAAGAUCUUGAGGUUUGUGGACAAGAUAGCAAAGUCUAAGUAUUUCCAGAAAGCCACAGAGAACGAGUACAUCAAGAAGAAGAUAGCUGAGGUGUCCAACAUGCCUCUGAUGCUCAGCGUUGAGGUCCUGGAGCUCUCUGGCACUCUGGCUAUCAACAUCCCACCACCCCCUACUGACAGGAUAUGGUACAGUUUUCGGGUGCCUCCCAGGCUAGACCUUCAUGUGCGUCCCACACUCGGGGAGAGGGAGGUCACUUUCACUCAUGUCACUGAGUGGAUCGAGAAGAAACUGCAGUGCGAGUUUCAGAAAGUGUUUGUCAUGCCAAAUAUGGAUGACCUAUAUCUGCCGCUGAUGACAUCUGGCCUGGAAAACCCAUCUGCAUCCCACCAAUCCUCAGUCCAUUCCUCAUCCCACCAGUCCUCCAUGGAGUCCCAGGAUUACCUGUCAGAGUAGAGCUCAUUUGAGGCCACAGAUGGGAUUGUGUCAAUGCAAAAUGGGCACUGUGCAGUUGUUGCUGUGAAUCUCUGACAGAUUCUGAGGCUGCUGCAGCUGCGUGCCAGCUCUGUGCUCGUCAUCACGAGGGCGUUCGUUGUAACCAGUGCAGGAUAGAUGCCUCCUGAGGACUGUGAGCAUGGUGCUACAGUGGCCCCUACUGUGAAGAUAGUUGAAUUCUAAUUAAUACCAUGACAAAAGUGAAAGCACAUCCCAAAAGGGAACUUUUGUGUCUAAUGCCAACCCUGAUAAAAGAUGCAAGACUCAAAAAAACUGGAUGUCUUUACUGCACGUCAAAACAAGAUGUUGUUGAUGACUUAAAAGAACGCCCAUUGAACAAAGCAUCCAUCCAUUUUCUAAUCCUGUGAUCCUUCUGUUGACUGUAAGUUGGAACAAACUAGAAACUGAAAAAGAUGGAGAUGAUGCCCUGAUCUGAUUACGUUCAAUCAUUGGUGCAUGUCAUUUCUGAACAGUGUUAAUGCUGCUCGUGGAUUUAACAGUGAAUAAAACCUGUUCAAAACUUUAAAUCUAUGUCAAUUGAAUUCAAACUGCACACAAAUUGGUAGAGGUUGCCAUUAAAAC
Messenger RNA from Larimichthys crocea (large yellow croaker), 4113 nucleotides. Its product is annotated as testis-expressed protein 2. NCBI's taxonomy places the organism in Eukaryota, Metazoa, Chordata, Actinopteri, Sciaenidae. The transcript is spliced from 12 exons. The record is from RefSeq and is a predicted model, not a curated record. Gene Ontology annotation, cellular component: endoplasmic reticulum. Gene Ontology annotation, molecular function: lipid binding. The coding region runs from base 565 to 3492 and encodes 975 amino acids.